Kogia breviceps (pygmy sperm whale) is the source of this 1511-nucleotide messenger RNA. RefSeq names its product biorientation of chromosomes in cell division 1 (gene BOD1). The record is from RefSeq and is a predicted model, not a curated record. Gene Ontology annotation, biological process: replication fork processing. Gene Ontology annotation, cellular component: Set1C/COMPASS complex. Lineage: Eukaryota; Metazoa; Chordata; Mammalia; Artiodactyla; Physeteridae.
CUGCUGCCUCAGAACCUGCUGUCGCCGCCGCCGCUGCCGUCCGAACCGCCACCCCUUCCUCCUCCCCCGCCACCGCCUCCUCCUUCUCCGGCCCCUCGGCCACCUCUACACGGCCCAGGCCCUCUGUCCUUGAGAGGAAUCCGUAUUCAGUCUCCUUCGCGGGCCCGGGGCGCAGCCAUGGCGGACGGCGGGGGCGGAGGGGGCACCGGCGCGGUGGGCGGCGGCGGCGCCGGCCAGGCCUCGGCGGGGGCGACGACAGGCGCGACGGGGGCCGGUGGGAGCGGCGGCCCCAUCAACCCGGCCUCACUGCCUGCUGGGGACCCGCAGCUCAUCGCGCUCAUCGUGGAGCAGCUCAAGAGCCGGGGGCUGUUUGACAGCUUCCGCCGGGACUGCCUGGCCGACGUGGACACCAAGCCAGCUUACCAAAACCUGAGGCAGAAAGUGGAUAAUUUUGUGUCAACACAUCUGGACAAGCAAGAGUGGAAUCCUACGAUGAACAAAAACCAAUUGCGAAAUGGUCUGAGGCAGAGUGUGGUUCAGUCAGGGAUGUUGGAAGCUGGAGUGGACAGAAUUAUUUCCCAGGUGGUGGAUCCCAAACUAAACCACAUCUUCAGGCCACAGAUAGAACGAGCAAUUCACGAGUUCCUGGCGGCCCAGAAAAAAGAAGCUGUGCCAGCACCCCCUCCAGAGCCUGAAAGCCAGGACCCUCCAGCUCCAUCCCAGGAUGCUUCCUAAGAAUAUGCCUGACACGUUUUGGAAGCUCCAUUGAAUUAAUGGUAAAGAACUGGAUUCAGUUACGUAAGAGUACAACUUCAGAGUGAAGACGCGCCAAGGUCAUCACUGACUUCACAAUUCAGCGUUGACUGUGGGGUGGUGUCCAGAUAAAGUAGGGAGCAAGUGGGCCAGUAGGAGAGUUGACCAUGUGGGCCCCACGUCGUGCUGCCGUCUGACCAGCCUGUCCAGGGGGUGACAACCCAGUAGACACUACAGAUACAUUAAGAAACACUACAUCAACUUGGGGUUGUCCUGAAACAAACCUUUGUACUUGAACUUAGAGACUGUGUAUGAAUUUUAGGGUUUGUGCUUGGGGAUAAGCAACAGCUACAAUGAAGGACCAUAACCAGUCUCAAAGAUGUAAUUUCAAAGAAUGACAGUAAAGGUUCGCCAGGAGUAGGUAUUUGACAAUGCUUAUUUGAUACUCUUUCUCAGAGUUUCAAAUAAGAGCGUACAAGCCAUUAGCAUCAAAUAGCUUUAAGGUUGUUGUGAUGCUCUUGUCCAUGACGCUUUAGCUUCCGUUUCCUUUCCCCUGUAAGAGGUGUCAAAACAUGGGACCCUAGAAUGCAUGAGGAAACGUAGACUUAGGUAUAAGGAAAAACAUUUGCAGGCUCUCUGUCCAGGGCUUCUUCCUAUCCUGCAAGGGCUAGUGAGUCUUGGGUGUGUUUAUUUUAUUCUCAUGUUUGUGUUUUUUAGAAGGUGGAUAAUUAAUAAGUGGCUUAAGUUUUUUAAUUAAA